Messenger RNA from Racocetra persica, 1653 nucleotides. Lineage: Eukaryota; Fungi; Glomeromycota; Glomeromycetes; Diversisporales; Gigasporaceae. The record is from the annotation of a GenBank genome assembly.
AUGUGGAUUAGGACUACUCCGAGAGGGGAAGAGGUUCCGGAAGAAGAAGUAGAAUUGGAUAGGUAUGGGAUGCCUAAAAUUAAAGCAGGGCAGGUGAUAAGGUUGGAUAGUAAUAAGCCGGGUAAGAGUUGGACUGUUUAUAAGAAUGUUCCUAGUUUAGAGGAGGUGAUGAAAGAAGAGUUGCAUGAUGAGGCUCAUAAGGGUUAUAUGGAGGAGUAUGGGAGAUACUCUUGUUCGGAAGCACAAGAGGGGGAAAAAAUUCGAGGUCCCAUUAAAGGAGGGGAUUGGGGGAGUUGUCAUAUCGGUCGUUUUGAUGCCGGAUAUCCAGCGAACUUAGCCGAAAUAGUGAUAGGAAAAACUAUUAUUAGACCUUUGCCUCGGGGUGCCACUAGUGAAAAUCCAGAAGGCUUGGGUAGCCGGGCCUUAAAAAAAUGCUGGGAACUCUGCCCACAUUUUUCUUUAAAGGAAGGAACAUGGAAAGAGGUUUGGCGCUUGGAUUACCGAGAGUUUUACGCCAAUAUUAUGAGAGAAUAUCCCUUACCUUACGGCGAACCAACUCAUAUUAAGGAUCCUGAUGAAAUUUCUAAACAAUUACAAGCCGGUAAAAGUGGUUUUGUCCGUUUUUAUUUAAAAAAUGGGGCUAAGAUUAAAAAACAACAAAUUCCUUUUAUUCCGGAUUAUAACAAUGAAGAGAAAAGAGGGUGCGUCGACCCUUUUUUGGACUAUUGUCAAAAAUUGAGGCAGGCAGAAGAAACUAGCCGGGAGGGUAAAAUUGUGGCCGUUCGUCAUUUAGCUAUUUUGCGACUUUAUAAUCUUUAUCGUCUUUUUGAUCCCCAAAAAAUAAUUGCCAUUAGGGGCGAUGAAAUUUAUGUGCAAGGGGAAUUGCCGACCAAGCUAAAUCGGUUAAACAUUGACACGUCAAUUGCUAGCUUCACUAUUUUACCUAAAGAAGACAAAAACUACAAUAAGUACUACCUCAUUGAAAGGAGUGAAAUAUAUGAAAUUUAUCUCAAUGAGCCCAGUUUAUCCGGAGAAUUGGAUUUAGGAGAUUUUACUAUAACAUGGACACAACUAAAAGUAUAUAUUUCCUUAGAGGUAGAUGAAACUAAACUAGAGAUAAAAAACCUGCCAAAAAAGGCCGAGAUUAUUAAACUAGUCAAUGCUCAAGAAUAUAUCAACCAAAAAUAUCCGACUAAGGAAAAGAGAGAACAAGUAAAAGGAUUGUAUAUAAGAGAUGAAAAUCUCGAAGGGGAAUUAGACUUGUCGGAUUUUAAUAAUUUAGAGGAAUUAGAUUGUUCUUGUAAUAAACUUAUUAAUCUUGAUUGUAGUAAUCUAAUCCAUUUAGAAGGACUUUACUGUAAUGAUAAUUAUUUAACCAAGAUAAUUUAUCCUACUAAUCCUGAGAAAUUAACUUAUUUAGAGAUAAGUGACAAUAAUUUCCCUGAACAAAAUCUAACUUGUUUUAGACAUUUGAUUCAUUUACAAAGGUUGGAAUUGAGAAUUCUAAAUACCGAUAUUGAUUCAGGUUUGGAAUACUUACCCGAUUGUUUAGAAUCUUUAGCAUGCUAUUCUUCAACACAUUCAAUUCCCCAAAGAAAGGCUACCAAAAUUUAUGAGGAAUUGCUUUUUUAUGGUUGGAGACUGAAAACUUGA